Molecule: messenger RNA, 2906 nt
Organism: Manihot esculenta (cassava)
Lineage: Eukaryota; Viridiplantae; Streptophyta; Magnoliopsida; Malpighiales; Euphorbiaceae
Product: probable WRKY transcription factor 2
Exons: 6
Coding region: 575-2776 (733 amino acids)
Biological process (GO): regulation of DNA-templated transcription
Molecular function (GO): sequence-specific DNA binding; DNA-binding transcription factor activity
Source: RefSeq, a predicted model, not a curated record
UAAGCUUUGUGUUGAGAGCUCUUUCCCUCUCUCUCUCUCUCCCCCUCCCUCUGGCGUUUUCUCUUUUCCUUUUUCCUUUUUUUCUUCAUUCUUCAAAGAUUCCAUCCAUUUCUGGUCCCCCCACCUCUUCCUCAAUCAUCUCCUUUUAACCUUACUUUGUUUUUCUUGGAGAGGACUUGGUAAUAUGAUAAUAUUCUGCUUUUUGUAAUUUUCUCUAGAUCAAUUAAAAAUUAUCAUAUCAUUUUGGGCUAAAGCAAAACAAGGAGGAGGGAGAAGAAAGAGGAGGAGGGCAUUGGUAGGAAGGAGUUUUAGUCUCUCUUUUCUUAGACUGGAAAAGUGGUUCAUCGCCAUUUUGGUUGAAUUGUACAGAAAGAGAUAAAAAGAAAUAAGAUUUGAUUAAGGGUUCGUGUGUUUGGGUCUGGGGUCUAGGUCAGGUUCAGGUUGGUGGUGGAGGUGGUGGUGGGUCAUGUUCAUAUCAUCAUCUUAGCCUUGACUCCAUAAUCAAUCAGGAAUUUGGCUAUAGCCAACACCUUGACAGGAACCUGUCCAGAACUUGAGACUAAAUUUUGAGAGCAUGGCUGGGAUUGAUGAUAAUGUUGCUAUUAUUGGGGAUUGGGUGCCUCCUAGUCCGAGCCCAAGAGCAUUUUUCUCAGCAAUUGUAGGUGAUGAUAUCAGCUCAAAAACAAUUCCAGAACCUUCUCGGGAGAUUAGAACUGAAGGGCUCUUUCUGGGAUCACUAGAGAACAUGACAACUGGAAAUACAGACAAAAAGGAUGCUAAACAAACUGGUGGUGCAGAAUUUAGAGAACUAGCUCCAUUUUCUGAGCAGAAAUUGAGUUCACGAGGAGGUCUGGUAGAAAGAAUGGCAGCCAGAGCAGGGUUUAAUGCUCCAAGGUUGAAUACAGAAAGUAUUAGAUCUGCUGACCUUUCACCAAACCCUGAGAUUCGUUCUCCUUAUUUAACAAUACCACCUGGUCUGAGCCCAACAACUUUGUUAGAUUCGCCAGUGUUCCUUUCAAAUUCGUGGGCCCAACCAUCUCCAACAACUGGAAAAUUCUCUUUUAUCACAAAUGUCAACAAUAAGAACUCCACAGGGAUUUCUGAACCUGUUGAUAGAAGUAAAGAAAAUUUCUUUGAAGACAUCAAUGCAUCUUCAUUUGCAUUCAAGCCUGUUCCAGACUCAGGAUCAUCUUUUUUCCUUGGUGCAACAAGCAAACAAUCCUUUCCCAGUAUUGAGGUUUCAGUUCAGUCUGAAAAUUCUCUCCAGUCUCAUGGUGUAGAACAUAUAAAAGUCCAGUCCCAGAAUAGGAACACUCUCCCUUUUACGGUGGAUUUCUCAAGAUCAGCAACUGAAAAGGACAAUGGAAGUAACUCUGUGAUAACUGAUAGAAGGGUCCUUGAUACCAUUGGUGGCGGUGCUGAACAUUCCCCACCACUUGAUGAGCAACAAGAUGAAGGAGACCAAAUAGCCAGUGGAGAUUCUGUGGCUGCCUGUGGCACGCCAUCUGAAGAUGGAUAUAACUGGAGAAAAUAUGGACAGAAACAAGUAAAGGGUAGCGAGUAUCCACGGAGUUAUUACAAAUGCACACAUCCAAAUUGCCCGGUUAAGAAAAAAGUGGAACGCUCACAUGAGGGCCAUAUAACAGAGAUCAUAUACAAGGGGGCUCACAACCAUCCUAAACCUCCACCCAAUCGGCGGGCAGCUAUUGGAUCAUCAAAUCCUGUAAUGGAUAUGCAACUAGAUACCCCUGAGCAAACUGGACUACAGAGUGGUAUUGAUAAUGAUCCUGUUUGGGCAAGUACACAAAAGGGAAUUGCUGCUGGAGCUCCUGAUUGGAGGAAUGACAAUGUUGAGGUGACAUCUUCAGCUUCUGUGGUCCCUGAAUUUGGCAAUCCAUCUUCCUCAGUGCAGGUUCAGAACGGCAAUCACUUUGAAUCAGGUGAUGCUGUUGAUGCCUCAUCUACCUUUUCUAAUGAUGAAGAUGAUGAUCGGGCUACACAUGGAAGUGUGGGUUGUGAUGGUGAAGGAGAUGAAUCUGAGUCAAAGAGAAGGAAAAUUGAAACUUACCCAACUGACAUGGGAGGAGCUACCAGAGCUAUUAGAGAGCCUAGAGUUGUUGUCCAGACUACCAGUGAAGUGGAUAUCCUUGAUGAUGGAUAUCGCUGGCGCAAAUACGGGCAGAAAGUCGUGAAAGGAAAUCCGAAUCCCAGGAGUUAUUACAAGUGUACUAAUGCAGGCUGCACAGUGAGGAAGCAUGUCGAAAGGGCAUCACAUGAUCUCAAGUCAGUGAUCACCACAUACGAGGGGAAGCACAAUCAUGAUGUUCCUGCUGCUCGUAAUAGCAGCCAUGUCAACUCAGGGUCCUCUAGUACGGGACCUGCACAAGCUGGUUCAGCUGUUCAAACCCACGUUCAUAGACCUGAACCAUCACAAGUUCACAACAUGUCUAGGUUUGAAAGAUCUGCUGCAUAUGGAUCCUUCAGCUUCCCAGGAAGGCAGCAGCUGGGGCCUACCCCAAGCUUCUCUUUUGGUAUGAAUCAACCAGGCUUGGCGAAUCUGGCAAUGGCUGGAUUGUGUCCUGGCCCACCUAAGAUGCCUGUUAUGGCUGUGAACCCCUAUUUAGCACAGCAAUGUCCCAUGAAUGAAAUGGGGUUCAUGUUGCCCAAAGGAGAACCUAAGGUGGAGCCUUUGUCAGAACCAAGUUUGAAUCUUUCCAACAAUCCAUCAGUUUAUCAGCAAAUCAUGAGUAGGCUGCCGCUGGGACCGCAUAUGUAAAUUUUUUUUUUCUUCUUUUCCUUGUCUUCCUCUUCAAAAGAAAAUUUAUUUAUUGUUAUUAUUGAUCUUACUUUUGUUUCAAGGAAAAUAGAAAUACUUGCUUCUUUAUAUAUAGAUUGACAUUUCAUUA